This is a messenger RNA of Myotis myotis, 4912 nucleotides long. It is a transcript of the gene NPNT, whose product is annotated as nephronectin. Lineage: Eukaryota; Metazoa; Chordata; Mammalia; Chiroptera; Vespertilionidae. The record is from RefSeq and is a predicted model, not a curated record. The transcript has 14 exons. Gene Ontology annotation, molecular function: calcium ion binding. Gene Ontology annotation, cellular component: membrane. Bases 178 to 2034 code for a protein of 618 amino acids.
CGGAGGGGCUCCGGGCGCCGCGCGGCAGACCUACUCGGGCAGCGCGCCGCGCCGCUCUCCUCCGAGGGUGGCAGCAGCUCCGCGGCGGCCGCAGCGCCUGGGGCGGCGAGGAGGCGAGCGCGCCUUCCCUCCGCACCCACCACCCCAGCCGGGUUCCCGCGCGCCGCCGCAGCCGACAUGGAUCUCUUCCUGGCGCUGGUGCUCGGCUCCGCUCUCUACCUGCCGGCGGCCGCCGAGUUCGACGGGAGGUGGCCCAGGCAAAUAGUGUCGUCCAUUGGCCUGUGUCGUUAUGGUGGGAGGAUUGACUGCUGCUGGGGCUGGGCCCGCCAGUCCUGGGGACACUGUCAGCCUUUCUACGUCUUAAGGCAGAGAAUAGCCAGGAUAAGGUGCCAGCUCAAAGCUGUGUGUCAACCACAGUGCAAACACGGUGAAUGUAUCGGACCAAACAAGUGCAAGUGUCAUCCUGGAUAUGCCGGCAAAACCUGCAAUCAAGACGAGCACUCCUACUCAACUCCUCUUGACCAAGGCAGUGAGCAGCCUCUUUUCCAACCCCUGGAUCAGCAAGCCACAAGUUUACCUUCAAGGGAUCUGAAUGAGUGUGGCCUGAAGCCGCGGCCCUGCAAGCACAGGUGUAUGAACACUUACGGCAGCUACAAGUGCUACUGUCUCAACGGGUACAUGCUGAUGCCUGAUGGGUCCUGCUCAAGUGGCCUGACGUGCUCCAUGGCAAACUGUCAGUAUGGCUGUGAUGUUAUCAAAGGACAGAUACGGUGCCAGUGCCCCUCUCCUGGCCUCCAGCUGGCCCCAGAUGGGAGAACCUGUGUGGAUGUUGAUGAAUGUGCUACUGGAAGAGUUUCCUGCCCUAGAUUUAGGCAGUGUGUCAACACUUUUGGGAGUUAUAUCUGCAAGUGCCAUAAAGGCUUCGACCUCAUGUACAUUGGAGGCAAAUACCAAUGUCACGAUAUAGACGAGUGCUCCCUGGGUCAGUAUCAGUGCAGCAGCUUUGCUCAGUGUUACAACGUACAUGGGUCCUACAAAUGCAAAUGUAAAGAUGGAUACCACGGCGACGGACUGAGCUGCGUGUAUAUUCCGAAAGUGAUGAUUGAACCUUCAGGUCCAAUUCAUGCACCACAGGGAAAUGGUACCAUUACAAAGGGUGAUGGAGGACACGGUAAUUGGAUUCCUGAUGUCGGAAGUACUAGGUGGCCUCUGAGGACACCAUAUAUUCCUCCUGUCAUUACCAACAGGCCGACUUCUAAGCCAACAACAAGACCUACACCAAAACCAACAACAUGGCCUGCCACCCCCCCGCCCCCACCGCCUCCCACAGAACUCAGAAGGCCUCUACCACCACCAACGCAGGAAAGACCAAUCAUCAGACUGACCACUAUAGCACCAGCUACUACCACAUCUCCAAGAGAGAUUACAGUUGACAACAGGAUACAGACAGAGCCUCAGAAGCCCAGAGGAGAUGUGUUCAUUCCACGGCAUCCUUCAAAUGAUUUGUUUGAAAUAUUUGAAAUUGAAAGAGGAGUCAGUGCAGACGAUGAAGCAAAGGAUGAUCCAGGUGUCCUGAUACAUAGUUGCAAUUUUGACCAUGGACUUUGCGGAUGGAUCAGGGAGAAAGACAGUGACUUGCACUGGGAACCAGUGAGGGAUCCAGCAGGUGGACAGUACCUGGCCGUCUCCGCAGCCAAGGGCCCCCGGGGGAAAGCCGCUCGCCUGGUGCUGCCCCUGGGCCACCUCAUGCAGUCAGGGGAUCUGUGUCUGUCGUUCAGGCACAGGGUCACUGGGCUGCACUCCGGCGCGCUCCAGGUGUUUGUGAGAAAACAGGGGGCCCACGGAGCAGCCCUGUGGGGAAGAAAUGGUGGCCAUGGCUGGAGGCAAACACAGAUCAGCCUGCGAGGGGCUGGCAUCAAGAGCGUCAUCUUCAAAGGUGAAAAGAGGCGUGGCCACACUGGGGAGAUUGGAUUGGAUGACGUGAGCUUGAAAAGAGGCCACUGCUAUGAAGAACGCGUGCAGCUCCGCAACUAGCAGUGAACUCCUGUGUUGCUCCCUCUUCUUUUUCUGAUCUUCACCUCCUGUCUUCUCCUCCCUUCUGUCAGGCCUCGGAGAAGAGUGGGUCAGUGGGUCAGAGAAAGCCUGGUUGUUGACCCACAUCUUGGCCUGUUUUUGUGCAAUCCCAAUGGACAGUGACACUCCCUUUGACAUAGAAGGGACAUUGGUUAGACACAUGCAAGCUGUCUGUGGGUGCUACCUACAUCCCGUAGGAACUGGCUUCAGCAUGUGAGACCUAUGCCAUCCUUCAUCCUGGUGACAGGUGUUCCUUGUAGCGAAGUAUGGGGGACAUUUUCAAAGGAAAUUCGUGCGGAUGGCCAUUCUGUUAUCUGUCCAGUGUCGUGCCACGAGUAGUAUUGACUUCCCCUAAGAUACGCUGUACAAUGUGCUUGUGAACUUUGUUUCUCGUCUUCACUGUUAGCUCUGGACUGGCCUGACCUCUUUUACUGCCAUUCACUUUAUGAAAGAAGGGUGUGUAACAUAUCAAAAUGCAUUUAUUCUUGUUAUCUGUAUUUUUCUUUUAAAGACAGUUAUGUAAAGUGGGCACGUAAUUCCUUGUUAGUGGUAUUGUGUUUUGUGUAAAUGUGCUAUUGAUAUGACGCAGUUGCGUGUUCCUGAUAUUUACCGACUCCAGUUGCAAGGGAAAAGGCAGCUUGUGAUCUCUUGAAUUAAAAAUACGCGGUGAAAUGUUGUCCAGUCCUAUGACCUUUGAUCGGUAGCAAGAGAACUUUGGAAAUGGUGUCAGGUUGUGGCAGUGGAGGGAUGAAUGUUUUAAGUACCUUGAGUUUGAUCCCUACACAGGAGAGUAAACCAUUUAGAUCAGCGGUUCUCAACCUGUGGGUCGCGACCCCUUUGGCGAUCGAACGACCCUUUCACAGGGGUCGUCUAAGACCAUCCUGCAUAUCAGAUAUUUACAUUACGAUUCAUAACAGUAGCAACAUUACAGUUAUGAAGUAGCAACAGAAAUAAUUUUAUGGUUGGAUCACAACAUGAGGAACUGUAAUUAAAGGGCCAGAAGGUUGAGAACCACCGAUUUAGAUAGACAGGAAGCUGCACCUAGCACAUAAAACCCGCACUGUUUCUCACUUAAAAACCGACGGCGUUCCCCGGAAUAACACGGUUCUCCUUGGUAACCUGUAAGACCUUGGAGACAGUCCCGCCGUUUCAGAGGAAGGGUUCUGUUUAUGGGAGCAGGCUGGGGAGAAGCUGGGAGCAGCUCUCCUGGAAUGGAUUUCAUACUAAUUUUUAAAUCAGUAUAAACAUAGGUGGAUCUAGCUCACAACUUAGGUGCUACCAAGUCAGCAUGGGGUGGGGUAGGCCCGGGCUUUGAGGUAGUAAGUGUGUUGGAAUAGGACUCACUUACACACUAGAGCAACGGGGCAGGAUUGGCAUUCUGAGAUCGAAGGACCCUCAACUAAUAUAUGUCCUCCUUGCAUUUUUUAACUUUAUAUUAAAAAGAAUAUCGUUUUUAAAAUGCAGCUUACUACUGAGACUCUUCCUCACUUCUGAUUAAGUAAUCAACAUAUUUUCUGCUGUUUUUGCCCAGAAUCACAAAGAUGAUUAAAGGGUUGGAAUAAAAGAUCUGUGGUGAAAAAGUAAAGGAACUGGGAUUAUUUAGCCUGGAGAAGAGAAGACUGAGGGGCAAACCAUUGCUGGUUUCCCAGUGCCUGAAGGGCUGGUACAGAGAGGAUGGUGGCCAGCUGUUCUCCACAGGCACUAAGAAUAGAACAAGAGGAAACAGGCUUAGACCAGAGUAUGAGGGAGCAUUUGCUGGCAGGGACAGUUGUUAAAUUAGAAUCCCAAAAUCCCUUAUAAAGGAGUGUCUCUCUCUAGCUCAGAGGCUUUUAAAAAAUUAGAUAAAACUUUGUCUAUUUAAGGUGGUUAAGGGUGUUUAAGAAAGAGUAAUAGAUUACACAAUCUCCCAAAAUAUGUUUUGCUCCUAUUACUGUGUAGUGAAAAAUCUCCAGACUAAGUAAUUUGGACUAGGCCUGGGUUUAAUUUAGGCAUUUCCCUCUUUGGCUUCUAAUGGAGAGAAAUCAAAAGGGGACAAGCCCACCAAAUGCUGAGCUUUCCCUUUAUGGCAAACCUAGCAGUAUUAAAACAAAAAAAGAAAAAAAAACAUAUAUAUAUAUAUUUUAUUCCAAAAAGAGAGUAUAAUAGGCAGAUGUUUUAGUAUUUCAAUGUUCUAAUGUGUUUUGUUUUGUUUUUCUUGAAAAAGGUAUAACCCUUUCAUUUGCUCAAUGGACAAUGCUUCCGAUUUUUAAAGACCAUAGCAAGGAGCACAGUGUACAGAGACUUUAACUGGUGCAUUCUCUCUGCAAUGUGUGUGACAACUUAACUUGGCUACUGAUACCGAGUACCAUGCCCCACACAACUGCCAGGCCUUUUCCUUCACCUAAUUUGUAUAAUUCACUCUCUCUUUAUCAAUUGAAUCUCCCAAGUUCCCCAGUGGUAAUGGGUUUUUUUGAACAACAGGUAUAAUAGUAUACCUACUAUAGUAUGCCUAUAUUAUCUUUUGUCAUUUAACUUGGUGGAGGCAGGGCAGCAGGGGAGGAUAAAUCAGUGAGCCUUUGAGUAGGGGCCAGCAAAUAUGGCUUUAGAGCUCUUUUUAAUGAUUCUUUUCCUUUUGGGUCAUAUAACUGCACAACUGAAGAUGAAAGGGGAAAAUAAUUGAAAAUUUCACUUUUAGGUGCCAAUAAUGCAUUGCACUAAACUGAUGGAAGAAGUUAUCCAAAGUACUGUAUAACAUCUUGUUUAUUAUUUAAUGUUUUCUAAAGUGAAAAAUGUCAGUGGUUUCCCAAACAGCCAAAUAAAUAAUUCUUUGUAAAUAAAAACACUGUUAAUAAUACUGGUA